Molecule: messenger RNA, 1590 nt
Organism: Haliotis rufescens (red abalone)
Lineage: Eukaryota; Metazoa; Mollusca; Gastropoda; Lepetellida; Haliotidae
Product: jerky protein homolog-like
Exons: 1
Coding region: 1-1590 (529 amino acids)
Cellular component (GO): nucleus
Molecular function (GO): DNA binding
Source: RefSeq, a predicted model, not a curated record
AUGAGGAAAGCGUACACAGUGCAAGAAAAGCUAGACGUUGUGAAGAAAGUUAGAGAUGGCGCUUCACAGGCCAGCGUGAGCCGCCAGUCCGGCGUUCCAGCAGGGACCAUCAGGGGGUGGAUAAAGAAUGAAGAAAAACUUCAGUCAGCCGCCGCCGAAUGCCACGACAGCAAAGGACCGCAGACGAAGAGGAUCCGUGGAGCCGACGACACCACUCUGGACAAGGCCUUAUUCGAGUGGUUCACGCAAUCCAGACACGAUGGUAUUCCCCUUUCGGGUGAAAUACUUAAGGUCCAGGCCCAGAAGAUGUCGAGGCAGAUAAACAGGGACGACGACACCUUCAAGGCAAGUGAUGGCUGGUUGUGGAGGUUCCAGCGACGUCACGGGAUCAAGUCCAUCACCGUCAGCGGGGAAUCUAAAUCUGCCAAUGUUGAAUCUGCUGCGGCAUAUCCAACGAUACUACGAGACAUCAUUGACACGGAAGGCCUGCAGAUUUACAACGCAGAUGAGACCGGCCUGUACUAUCGGAUGCUCCCAGACAAGACUCUCGCCGAGAAAAAUGACCCCAGGCAGAAGACAGGGUUCAAGAAGGCCAAGCAACGUGUUACAGUGCUGCUUGCUUGUAACAAGACCGGACGCCAUAAGUUGAAGCCACCUGUUAUAGGAACAUCGAAGAACCCCCGCGCCCUCCACCACGUGAACCGCUCUACGCUGCCAGUGGUCUACCAAAGUUCCAAGAAUGCGUGGAUGACGGCAUACAUCUUCAAAGACUGUUUUUUUAAGAAUUUCAUCCCCGCGGUACGUCAUUACCUGAGACAACAAAAACUCAAAGAAAAAGCAAUCCUGCUUUUGGAUAACUGCCCAGCCCACCCCCCUGCCUCAACGUUGUCUUCACACGACGGCAAAAUCAAGGCCGUUCUCCUGCCGAAAAACACAACGUCAAUAAUACAGCCCUUGGAUCAAGGUAUAAUAAAGGCAUUUAAAUCACACUGCAAGAGGAAACUUAUCACCCAUUUGCUGGAUUCCGCCAUGCCCCCAACAGACUACAUUAAGACGGUCACCAUGAAGGACGUAAUCUUCACAACACAUUACGCAUGGAGUCAGAUUACGACAAGCACCAUUGACAAUUGCUGGAGAAAGGGACUGGGCAAAGCCUUUGAUGAAGAUUUUCUGGGUUUCACAGAAACGGACAUAACCGAGGCUGUUGCGAAGUACAAAGACUAUGCCGGCGAAGAAGCACUCGAUGUCGAUCUGUCUUCGGUUGAACUCGGGGUCGCAUGCGACAAUGACCUCCCGACCUCAGAAAGCAAAUCCGAUGACCAGCUGAUCGAGGACGCCCGAUCAAGAAGCGAUGAUGAUGAUGAUGAAGAUGAAGAUGCUGAACCAUUACAGCCGCCUCCCGGUGUCCCCCGACGUACAGCGGAAGAAGCGUUAGCCUGUUUGGAGGUUUCGAUACAAUAUAUCCAACAGAACCCCAAUAGCUCGUUCAAUUCUACGACCUUGCUCCACGCAAAACUCCUCUUGGAUAUGAUGAGGAGGGAUGUUGUUAAGUCAAAGAAACAGCAAUGCAUAACGAAUUAUUUUAAAUGA